Molecule: messenger RNA, 3649 nt
Organism: Stomoxys calcitrans (stable fly)
Lineage: Eukaryota; Metazoa; Arthropoda; Insecta; Diptera; Muscidae
Gene: per
Product: period circadian protein
Exons: 12
Coding region: 116-3325 (1069 amino acids)
Biological process (GO): circadian regulation of gene expression; negative regulation of transcription by RNA polymerase II; entrainment of circadian clock by photoperiod
Cellular component (GO): cytoplasm; nucleus
Molecular function (GO): transcription corepressor binding; transcription cis-regulatory region binding
Source: RefSeq, a predicted model, not a curated record
AUAAAAACGGAGAGCAAACUAAAACGGAUUAACGAAGUAAUAAAAAACAACAAAAAUAAAAAUAUAUUUUUAUAAUCCAAAACUUAAAAAUCAUUGUUGUGAGUAAACCCUCAACAUGGAAGGAGAAUCUACAGAAUCAACUCACAACACUAAGGUGUCUGAUUCCGCAUAUUCAAACAGUUGCAGCAACAGUCAAUCACAAAGAAGCGGCAGUUCGAAGUCCCGCCUUAGCGGUAGCCAUUCCUCCGGAAGCAGUGGAUAUGGCGGCAAACCUUCUACACAAACAAGCAGUGAAAUUCAUCUCACCAAACGCGGUAAAGACAAAGGAAGAAAGAAAAAGAAGCAAAAAUGCUCAUCAACAACUGUGGGAAAUACCCUGGACUCACAGGAGGAUGUCACCAAAGCAAACGAGGCAAAGGUUGACGAAGAUAAUGAUCUCAAUGAUAUAACCAUGAGUCAAAAUAAUCGCCAAAAGGAGAAUAAGGAAAAUUUGGAAAAGGAAACUAGUGAACAUAAAUCCGAGAAAUCACUGCAAUCGCCUAUGCCGUCUCCGUUGUCGGCCCACACUAAUCAGGGAGCCAAAACGGAAAAGACUUAUGAAUCUGCACCAGGAAAAUUGGAGAGCUCAGGCAAAGCAGAAAAACUUAAGGAGGAUAGCUUUUGCUGUGUCAUUUCUAUGCAUGAUGGCAUAGUAUUAUACACCACACCCAGUAUUACGGAUGUUCUCGGCUUUCCACGUGACAUGUGGUUGGGACGAUCUUUCAUCGAUUUCGUGCAUCCCAAGGAUAGGGCCACCUUUGCCAGUCAAAUAACUACUGGAAUACCAAUUGCAGAGUCUCGCAGCAGCAUACCCAAGGACGCGCGCAGUUCAUGUUGUGUUAUGUUAAGGCGUUAUCGAGGCUUAAAAUCGGGUGGUUAUGGCGUCAUAGGACGCUCCGUGAAUUAUGAACCAUUUCGUUUGGGAUUAACAUUUCGCGAAGCUCCUGAAGAGGCCAGGUCAGAUAAUUCGCUGCCCAGUGGCACCAACAUGCUCUUGGUCAUAUGCGCUACACCUAUAAAAAGCGCCUAUAAAGUCUGCGAUGAAUUACUUUCGCGUAAAACUCCCAAAUUUGCGAUACGUCAUACCAAAACUGGGGUUAUAUCGACUGUGGAUAGUGGUGCCGUUUCGGCAUUGGGUUAUUUACCCCAGGAUCUUAUAGGUCGCUCCAUAUUAGAUUUUUACCAUCACGAGGACCUUAUUGUGCUAAAGGAAAUCUACGAGACGGUAAUGAAGAAGGGUCAAACAGCAGGAGCUUCAUUUUGCAGUAAGCCAUACAGGUUCCUAGUACAAAAUGGCUGCUUCGUUCUGUUGGAUACUGAGUGGACAAGCUUUGUCAAUCCCUGGUCAAGGAAGCUGGAAUUUGUUAUAGGACAUCAUCGAGUAUUUCAAGGUCCCAAGAAUUUGAAUGUCUUUGAUCCGCCACCUAAUAAUAAACCCAAACUGUCUGAAGAAGCCAUGGCACGUAUAGUUCGCCUUAAAGAUGAUAUCGUUAAGCUUUUAGCCGAAACUAUUUCACGUCCUUCCGAUACCGUCAAACAAGAGGUCUCAAGACGCUGCCAGGCUUUGGCUUCAUUCAUGGAACCCCUUAUGAACGAAGUUGCACGCAAGGAUCUUAAAUUGGAACUACCAAAUGAAAAUGAACUCACGGUAUCCGAACGUGACUCGGUUAUGUUGGGAGAAAUCUCUCCACACCAUGAUUAUUACGACAGUAAAAGUUCGAUUGAAACUCCACCCUCGUACAACCAACUGAAUUAUAAUGAGAAUUUGCAGCGUUUUUUUAACAGCAAGCCUAUUACAGCCCCCGUGGAUUCGGAGCUACUGAAAUUGGAACAAUCCUAUUGUACUCCGGCCGAUACAAGCAGCAAUCUCAGUCCCAUGCAAUGCUUUGAGGAUAGCGGUGGCAGUGGCUCUUCAAGAAACUGCACUUCGGGCAGCAAUUUGAAUAUGGGCAGUGUGACCAAUACCAGCAAUACAGGCACUGGCACAUCCUCGGGCAGCACUCCUUUGGUCACUUUGACCGAAUCAUUACUUAAAAAGCAUAACGAUGAAAUGGAAAAAUGUAUGCUGAAGAAACACCGCGAAUCGAGGGGCCGAGGCUGUGGUGAAAAGAACAAAAAACCUGUGGACAAAGCCAUGGAGUACAGUGGACCGGGUCAUGGAUUAAAGAGGGUGGGUUGCCACUCAUGGGAAGGUGAUGCCAAUAGGCCUAAACAACAGCACACCAAUCUGGUGGAUAUGCAGCGCGAAUUUAUUGAACAUCACAGUGUGUCACAAGGUCCCUGCGUCAGCAACAACAACAAAGUAUUCAAUAAUCGUCAAAUUACUUUGGAUAGUUCAGCGCUACGCAUCCCCUACACUCCAGGUUUAAAUUACACCAGAAAUGUCAAUUUAUGGCCUCCAUUUUCAGUAGGCCUACCCACCCAUCCAACUCACACAGCUCCCAUAGCCCAAAAUAGUUUCACCCCAGCACAACACAGUAUGUUCCCCGCCAUUUAUUAUAUACCAGCACCCACUCCAAACGCCGCCGCCGCAGCCGCUGUUCAAGCUAAACGCAACACAGCCGAUAUGCCCAGUACUUCAAGUCAAACUCUACCCCUACAGUAUAUGACCGGUGUCAUGUAUCCACAUCCGCCAUUGUUCUACACACAUCCGGCUGCUGCCAUGAUGUAUCAGCCAGUAUCGUUUUCAAAUGUGACCAGCAACAUAAGUAUGGCACCCGAAAGAUCGAAUCCUGCGGUUGAAUAUAGAACGAAUCCUAAUAUAAUAAUUGCACCCACACCAGCCAAACCUCAGCAGCAACCACCACUACAACAGGGAGCCUUUCACUCCAUCACACCCGUACAAAUACAACGUCCUUCGUCACAAGCAACUUCGGUAAAAGCCGAACCAGGUUCGAAUAUCGCACCUUCGGAUUCCUCGAAAAAAGGUAUAGCUGGCUCACCAAUAGUAUCUGUUAUGGGCGAUUAUGUGUCAGAUCAGCACAAUGAAAACAAUCUUAAGGUAGAAGUUACUUCCGUAGUAACUAAACCUAUGAGACCUAUCUCUAAAUAUCUUCUUUUCAAUUUUUAUAUUUUGCAGCCCAAUACCGACAGUAAUGGUAAUAGCGAUGAUAUGGAUGGUUCGAGUUUUUCCUCAUUCUACUCAUCAUUUAUUAAAACCACAGAUGGCUCAGAUAGUCCUCAGGAAAAUGACAACAGCAAGGAAGCGCGAAAAUUUAAAGUACAGACUGAAGAAAAAAUAAUGGAAAAUGCUGAAGAAGAUGAAACACAGCAUGGUGGCCUGUAAAUAGUCGAUUACACAUGACUAAGGAGAGAAUAAAAUAAAUGUGUUUAUUACAAAUGCGUUUAUCAUGUCGUGUAUGCAUCGCUCAAGUACAAUACAACUGGGAUUGAAUACCUAUAAAAACUAACCUUAUGGACAAAUGUAUAUGUAGCAGUUUUCUACUACAAAUUGUUAACAGUCGGCUUUUUUGUUAUACUAUACUAUAGAAGUAAACGAAUGUUAACAAAAUAUUUAAGUAAAAGUAAGAAUGACGAAUAUUACGCUGUUUAACAAUUAAACGUAAUUAAAAAAAUAUAUAUAAACUUACGUGUUGAUAAUUUCCUUUCA